Quercus robur (English oak) is the source of this 1484-nucleotide messenger RNA. RefSeq names its product flavonol synthase/flavanone 3-hydroxylase-like. Gene Ontology annotation, biological process: response to light stimulus. NCBI's taxonomy places the organism in Eukaryota, Viridiplantae, Streptophyta, Magnoliopsida, Fagales, Fagaceae. Gene Ontology annotation, molecular function: flavonol synthase activity. The record is from RefSeq and is a predicted model, not a curated record. The transcript has 3 exons. The coding region runs from base 134 to 1135 and encodes 333 amino acids.
UACUAAUUACGGUUGAUCAGUAACGACUACCCGUAAAAAAAGGAUUUGGGAUGGAAAGACAGAUUUAAAAAGAACAAAGAGACACCUGAAACCUCUCACAAAUAUUUUCUUACUAGGAAGAAAAAUAGUAGUGAUGGGGGCGGAGAGAGUGCAAGACAUUGCUAAAUCUUCAGAGGAAACAAUCCCUGAUGCGUUCAUUAGGUUAGAGACUGAGCAACCUGGGAUCACAACUGUCCAUGGGGCUGUCCUUGAGGUCCCAACCAUUGAUUACAGUGACCCAGAUGAGGAAAAGGUCCUCAGUGCAAUUGAGGAUGCGGCUCGCAACUGGGGAAUGUUCCAAAUUGUGAACCAUGAAAUUCCUAGCGAGGCCAUAGCCAAAUUGCAGGCUGCUGGGAAGGGUUUCUUUGAGCUUUCUCAAGAGGAAAAAGAGGUUUAUGCUAAGCCUUCAGGCUCUAAGUCCAUGGAAGGCUAUGGCACAGCGCUUCAGAAAGAAGUGGAAGGGAAGAAAGCAUGGGUUGACCAUUUGUUCCAUAAGAUAUGGCCUCCUUCUGCCAUUAACUACCGGUUCUGGCCUGAGAACCCAGCUUUUUACAGGGAGGCCAAUGAGGAAUAUGCCAAGCACCUGCAUGGGGUGGUGGAAAAGCUGUUCAAGAGCCUAUCAUUGGGUUUAGGGCUUGAAGGGCAUGAGUUAAAGGAGGCUGCAGGUGGUGAUAACUUGGAGUACCUUCUCAAGAUCAACUACUACCCACCGUGUCUGCGUCCUGAUCUGGCUCUAGGUGUGGCAGCUCAUACUGAUAUGUGCACCAUCACCAUUCUUGUGCCAAACGAUGUGCAAGGUCUCCAGGCUUCUAGGGAUGGCCUUUGGUAUGAUGUCAAGUACAUCCCCAAUGCCCUGGUUAUCCACAUUGGGGACCAAAUUGAGAUCCUGAGCAAUGGAAAGUAUAAGAGUGUGCUUCAUAGGACCACAGUUAACAAGGAAAAGGCAAGAAUGUCCUGGCCAGUAUUCAUGGAGCCACCAUCAGACUUUGAAGUAGGACCUCAUCCCAAGCUUGUUAACAAAGAAAAUCCGCCAAAAUUCAAGACCAAGAAAUUCUCUGACUAUGUUUACUGUAAGCUUAACAAGAUUCCCCAGUAAAUGAGAGAAUCAAUGUACGUAGCUGUGGCUGCGUCAGUGUUGCACACUACUCCCACAGGUCAUAUUUUAUUGAACUGGUAUUAGACUAUUAGUUAGUAGCAUAUAAUGUCUUUCCCGAGUCCAUUGAAAGCCCUUCGGAUUUAGAGUUUGACAACUUAAGAUUUCCCUUUCCCAUUUUUUAUAAUCCCUAUUCCAACAUUGUGUUAGACUUUCAUGUGCUGCGGGUUGGUUAAUUGGGGAGUCUGAUUUUUUGUUUAAUAUUGUGUUUUAAGAAAAUAAAUGAUGUUGAGCCACCUGUAUUAAAUAUUGUGUUUUAAGUAAAUAAAAAUAGUGUAUCAUGUCCAUUUUA